Messenger RNA from Boleophthalmus pectinirostris (great blue-spotted mudskipper), 4976 nucleotides. RefSeq names its product mitochondrial basic amino acids transporter-like. Gene Ontology annotation, cellular component: mitochondrion. Lineage: Eukaryota; Metazoa; Chordata; Actinopteri; Gobiiformes; Gobiidae. Gene Ontology annotation, biological process: mitochondrial L-ornithine transmembrane transport. The coding region runs from base 384 to 1322 and encodes 312 amino acids. The transcript has 4 exons. Gene Ontology annotation, molecular function: high-affinity L-arginine transmembrane transporter activity. The record is from RefSeq and is a predicted model, not a curated record.
CUAGCUUGUCUGCUACAGAAAUAAACCUCCUUGGCACAGACAGAGGGAAGGGGAUCGACAAUCACCAGACAGCGGGCUUCUCCAGGCGUGUGGACCUUCUAUCAUAUUUGAUCAUUUUAACUUUUGCAGCACAACAUUAAAAAACAACGAGAGGACAGUUUUGAUUGAGUUUUUACGCGUUUCUCUCAUAGCUUUUAGCAGGUGCUAGCGCAGUAGUGUAAUAGUCGCUAGGUUACAGUGUCAUUAAGUUCACGAGAUUAUUAAACAGACAGCUUUCGAGACGUGUCCGCUUUUUCUCGGCUCUUAUCAAUCAUUUUAUAAGGUUUAUAGCGACAGUGUACCUUUUAGUUAUCUAUUGAAACAGCGCUGCCGAGAAGAGGAGGAUGGAUUUUCUGGCUGGUUGCAUUGGAGGCGCUGCUGGAGUCCUGGUUGGGCAUCCUUUCGACACAGUGAAGGUGCGUCUGCAGGUGCAGAGUGUGGACAGACCUCUGUAUCGAGGGACCUUCCACUGCUUCCAGUCCAUCAUCCACCAGGAGUCAGUCUUUGGCCUGUACAAAGGCAUUGGAUCUCCCAUGAUGGGCCUCACGUUCAUCAACGCCAUUGUGUUUGGCGUCCAGGGCAACGCCAUGCGGCUGCUGGGGCAGGACACGCCCACUAACCAGUUCUUGGCUGGAGCUGCUGCGGGUGCCAUACAGUGCGUGAUCUGCUGCCCCAUGGAGCUGGCCAAGACGCGCAUGCAGAUGCAGGGCACUGGGAUGAAGAAGUCCUCCACAAAGAAGCUGUACAAGAACUCCCUGGACUGUCUGACCAGGAUCUACCAGCGCGAGGGCCUGAGAGGUGUGAACCGUGGCAUGGUGACCACUAUGCUCCGUGAGACGCCCGGGUUUGGUGUGUACUUCUGGGCCUACGACGUGCUGACGCGGGGGUUAGGCUGUGAGCCCGAGGACCCCUACAUGAUCCCAAAGCUGCUGUUCGCAGGAGGCAUGGCGGGCAUCGCCUCCUGGCUCUCCACUUACCCGGUGGACGUGAUCAAGUCGCGGCUGCAGGCAGACGGCGUUGGCGGGGUGAACCGCUACAGCAGCAUCGCAGACUGUGUGCGUCAGAGCGUGCAGAGGGAGGGCUACAUGGUGUUCACACGAGGACUCACCUCCACGCUGCUCAGAGCAUUCCCUGUCAACGCCGCCACCUUCGCCACGGUAACGCUGGUGCUGAUGUACGCGCGCGGAGGGGACGAGUGUCCCAAAGACUGUGAGACUGGUCCCCUCACACAGGCCCCUCCUGUGCAAGCUCCUUCCACUCAGAUCCAGCCCAGCAGCCUGUGAUGGACACGCCCCCUUCCACUCUGCACUUUACUGAGGACCUGAGGCAUUCCCACUCCAGUGUUUAUACUAUGAAUACAAAACUAUUUAUUCAACAUCAUGUUUUUAUGUCUCUGCAGUACCUCAUUAUGAUCAACAGGGGGCAGGCACUUCUGGGGGAGUUUAAAGUUUGAGGCUAAACGGCUAUGUAACUCCAUACUAUAAAACAUACUGUUAUUUUUUAUACUCAUCUGAAACUUAUAUUUUAAUAACUGUGCAAUGGUCAUUGGCCCACAGCUGCUCAGCCUCUGUGGUUUAAGAGAAUGGGAUUUUUACUUCCAGAAGCACAGGCCCUGUCCACUGUUGACCUCCAACUGAUAUAGUUUUAACCUCAGAUUUUGUUACAUUCUUUUCAAACACACCUGAACACGGUGGGAAUGCACUGUAUGUACUGUAAAAGUGUUUUGAAUGCAGUUUUUGACUGCGUGUGUAAAUAUGACAGUUCUUUUACCAUGUACAGCUGUGGAGACGUUUUCUGCCUUAUAAGAUAAAAGACUUUGACAUAAAGACGCUGAGCUAUGAGCCAGGAGAGUGGAAUGUAGCACGUCAAACCUCCCCAAAGUAAAACUGGGUUGUUUCGGCACCAUUUUGUUAAAUACAAGAGCUUACAGAGGCAGCCAAUAGCAAGUACUGUAUCAACAACAGAGAAGCCCGAGUAAAAUAUUAAGUAAAAUUUAUUUUAGCUGCAAUUUUUAUAGUACCAGAAAUUUUAUAUCUUUCCCAAAUCUUUCAGCGCUAGUUAGUGGUAGCAUUUGCAAUCCCAUGUAUAAAUUUAAUUAUAGCAAUACAUAAAAUUGUGUGGCAUCUUUUCAAAUCCCAAAAAGUGUUGGUGUCAGAACAGCCCAAGUUUAACCCAAAGCACAGUUUCUGAUGGUGUGAUCGAGCCCCACAUUACAGAACAUAUGUGAUCAUUUAACCCUAUUUAUAUGUAUAUUGUGUAACUUUUCUGGUGGAGGGAUAAGUUAUUGCUUUGUCUGGAAUGUUUCACAGUAUGGCAUUAAAUCUUUCUAUCUUCAUUGAGACCAAACCAGAAAAAGUUACAGGUCAACUCUGUGGAGACGCAAGAGUCAGAAUGCCUUUUUUUUGUUUUUCUAGAUAGUUUUGAGCUAUAAAACCACCUGAAAUUUUAUACAUGUUAGGUAGAGCUGUUUAAUGCCAUACUGUGGAACAUUCCAGACAGAGCAAUGACAUCCAUAAACAAUCAAAAAGUUGCAUAGUGCACCUUUAAGACUGUGCAAUCAUUAGACGUGUCCUGUUUUAUCUGUUUUUAUUUAAAUAUCAGGCUUUGAAUGUUGUGGUCCUUCAAUAUAGCCCCCAAUCUGUAUUUAUUUUGGAAUACGUUUGCUUAUUUAACUCUGAUUUUAAGUGUAAGUUUGUUUUGGGGUCCGGUUCUUAAUAUUAUGCCCGUUACUCUAAAAAAAACAUCAGAACAUGGCGACCUAACUCUUAAAAUACACUAUACCCUGUUUCAUUCUGACCCACAUUGUUCAGCCCUGGUUUCUCACAUCAUUUCAUUGGAUCUUUGCUUGAUUUUAAAUUAUUUUCAUGCUGUUUUGUCAUUGCAGCAAAGAUCGUGUGCUCCUGCAUGUGAGUGGUCCAUAUAUUAUUUAACAAACACAAGAAUCCUCUACCUGUUUUUCCUGUUGUGUGUAAAGAUGUCUGUAGGCCCUGUCCUGGAGCUGAGUUUGAGGAUGUCGUGGCUGAAAAGGAGGAGGCACUGAAAAGUUGAAUGUACGGAACGUUGCCCAAAGACAGGAACAGAGGACCUGAAGAACUGAAUGAAAACGGUUAAACUUGAACUUCAGGCUGCACUACAAAAAUACACGUCUACAUGAGGUAAAAUUAGUUGAAUUCAGAGUGUUAAAUCGGGCCUGGGUAUUUUAAAGGCGCUGUACCUGAUUUUUACUGUUUUAAUAAUGUGAAAAACAGAACUAGUUCAUUUUAAACGGUUGCAGUGGUCCAAAGUUAUUCUGAGUAUCCUAAUUAUCCACUCUAAUGAGUUUAUAAGCACUUUUCACAACUCACAACUCGGUAAUGUGGUAACAACAACUAGCAUGCUAACAGCACACUCCCCUUUUUCUAGCCAAAAAAUGCUUAUUAUUAUUAUUUUCGGACUAUAAGUCUGGAGUAUAAGUCUCACCAGCCAAAAAUGCACAAUGAAGAAGAAAACAUAUAUAAGUCGCACCGGACAAUAAGUCGCACUUUUUGGGAGAAAUUUAUUUUAUAAAAUCAGAGACCAGAAACGGACAUCUCAUCUUGAAAGACAAAUUAUAGUAAUAACAAUAGAAGAGAGAACAACAGACUGUUAACGUCACAUAUGAACAGUUCUUCAGAUAAAUAUAACAUAAACAACAGAACAAGUUUACCAAACUCUCCAUCUCACUCCAAAUCACUAAAUCCAUUGAAUUCUUCAUCGUUGGUGUCACUUCUAAGCAACUCGGUGACCUCCGGAGGUAAAUCGAGCUCCUCUUCCUCUUCUGUGUAGCUGUUAUCAGACUCUGCAUCAGUUCCAGUUAGAAUUAUUCCGGCCUUUCUGAAGCCCGACAGGAUGGUUUCGGUUGUCAUUGAAGUCCAUACUUUGUCGAUCCAUCCAAUGACUUCCAGGAAAGUUGCAUGGUGCACCCUCCCUGUUACCGUGAAGCUGUGUUCUCCAUCCUCACUUUCUGCCAGUCCCUCACAAGUUUCUCGCUCACUCCAAACUUUCUUUCUGCUGUGCGAUUACUGUUUUCAGCUGCAUAUUUCACUACUUGCUGCGGGACAGCGGCUCUUUCUGCAGGAGACAUGCGUAGUAGAGCGAAGUGACAGUGGUACAUUAUCCAAACCAUGGAAAAAAGUGCGACUUAUAGUCUGAAAAAUACGGUACGUGCAGACCGUACACAGCGGACUUAUUUUGACCUCAAGAGCUGCUGAAACAAUUUUAAUACUUUCCAUCAUACUGUGGGUGUUCUACAUGUAUUUCUAUGGUAGAAUGUUCAAACCUUGGAGACACAAUGCAUAGAUUAGCAAAGAUUUCAAAUAAGUUAGACCUGAAAACUUAAGAAAAAAUACCUCUUCUAGUUCCAACUAAGUCAGUUGUUUCUGGUCAUUACAUUCAAAUAAAGCUCAGAUUAAACAGAGCUUCAAACAGAGCAGAGCCUCUAGUUAGCAUCACACCCUCAGGUAACAUCGAUGACAUCAACUACAAGUCCUAAUAUCUGUACUGGGGUAUUUUGCUGAAAUACAUUGGGGUAAAAAUUGGGUACAGGGCUUUUAAACUCAAAUUUAAAGCUCAAUCCUAUUUUUUUCUAACAUGAAUUCAAGUUAUUUUACCUCAUUUUGUUUUUGCAGUGCAUUGUAUGAGAUAGUUGAAUGCAUUUCUGUUAAUAAUGAAACCAGCUGAGGUUAUGGUGCAAUAAUGGCCCAUGGAGAAUGUGAACUGUUUCUAAUGUAAAUACAUACAAACAUAUAGCCUCUAUUUUGAAGUCUGUGCUAGCUGCUGUCUGCUGCUGUCUGCGUUACUAUGGACUCAUUUAAACUGUGAAACGAGAUAUUUUUGUAACAUAGAUCUGGAUUUAAAAUAACGCCUGUCUGUUUAGUUUUCUAGAAUUCUGAGUCAAAAAUAAAACAUUGUAACUUUAA